UGGAUAUGUGAUGUAGUGGAAUUGAUUGGCUACAUUAUGCUUGGUUGUACGUUUGCAGAUGCUUGCUGGUCGGAGGUGCCUGUGUAUAUCUGGACAGUGUACACGUCGCUCAAGACCUCUGCCAUAUGGGGUGGCAAUAAGAUCCUGUUCGCUGCAAGUUUCUUCUUGAGCCUAACCCCCGUCCUGACAGAUAUCCUCGAAACAGCAGAUUAUCGUAACGCCUACUCGCUCCAAUUCCGAUGUUAUGGUCGUCCACCGUCGACAAGUCUUCGCAGCUACAUGAUUAUUUGUGUCAGGAUUCAAUUUGACUCGCAUGGCAUUCAAGCCGCUCGUGCCACUUGCGCCGUGCUGCUGCUGCAAGACAUUCUUAUUUUGAGCCUAACACUUGCGAAGACGCUGCAUCAAUGGUGGAUUACCAGAGGCCUAGGAUUUUCAUUUUCGAUUACGACAUCUAUACUGCGUGGCGGUGCGUCUAUUGUGCUGCAUGCCGUCGCGCCUCCAAAUUUAAAGCGCUUGUAUAGGAACGGUGCACUUUCUGUGCGUAUGCAUAUGGGCAUUGUCGGGCUUAGAGAAACUCUGACCCAUUUACAACAGUUCAAUGGGAUCAUGGAGGAAGUUCUUUCCCCCUCCUUGUUGCGAUUCCGCCUGAUCAUGGAGCUCCGUACGCUUUUGCAGGACUCUGACAGCUUUAACGUCCCGAGCGCGGCGCAGAGUCGGAUCUAUUUUCACCGUUCUAUCAGGGAAGUUGAGCAAUCGCUGAGCCUUCUGAACAGCACAUUUGACGAUCGUCUUCAAGCUGGGCCCGCUGAGGAGGGCUUAUGA
Molecule: messenger RNA, 822 nt
Organism: Phanerochaete carnosa HHB-10118-sp
Lineage: Eukaryota; Fungi; Basidiomycota; Agaricomycetes; Polyporales; Phanerochaetaceae
Exons: 6
Coding region: 37-822 (261 amino acids)
Source: RefSeq, a predicted model, not a curated record